Messenger RNA from Rubroshorea leprosula, 963 nucleotides. The record is from the annotation of a GenBank genome assembly. NCBI's taxonomy places the organism in Eukaryota, Viridiplantae, Streptophyta, Magnoliopsida, Malvales, Dipterocarpaceae.
AGGAGAACCCAAGUAAUUUAAAAACCAGAUAAAAUUCAAUUAUUAUUUUGUCAGAUAAAAUUCCAUUUUAUCCACAUAUCAUAUAAAAUUAAAAUACUUAUGUGGCAGAAUCUAGUAAAAUGCCUCAUGUAGGAAACUAGAUAUAUAUGUUCUCUCACGUGUUGGAGACGGACCCGGCUCCAAAGAUCAUGCUCUCUGCUUCUGCUCAGAAAGGCAUGGGAAAGAUCUUGGGCACCAAAAGACUGCAUGCAUCCAAAACCCAUGAGAAUUUGGCCGUGGUGCCGCCAUGGCUGACGGUGAUGUAUAGCACAGUAUUUUUCAGUGCUUGCAUUCUACAUCCCGAGGAAAAGAAGAAUGAGUUGGAUCGUUUCUGCAUCGAUUGUCUUCAGUCCUUCUGUUCCCAUUGCCUUCCAGCCCAUGCUGUUCACAAAAAUUUCAAGAUUCGGAGAUAUAUCUACAGCGACGUGAUCAAUCGUCAGGAUUUAUGCAAGCUGUUCAAUUGUUCAGGCAUACAAGAUGAAAAUGUUUGCCAUUCACAGACUUAUCUCACAAACAAAGCCAAAGUGCUGUUCUUGAAGCAAAGAACUCAUCCCUGCCAACAACAACAAAGUAAUUCAAAGGAUUACAGCUGCUACUGCAUUGUCUGCGACAAAAGCUUGCAAGAUAUCUCAUCACUCUAUUGCAGUAUUGCUUGCAAGGUGAAAGCCAUACAUGAAGAUGAACAGAGGGAAGAAACCAGGGCUAAUGGCAAUCCGCUGUUGCGCAGUCUCAAAGGUGAAGGAAGGUAUCUGCCAUUAUUACCAGCUUUGAAAAGUAAAAAAAUAAAGCACACAAGGAAAGGAGUCCCAGUGAGGGCCCCCAUGUUCUGAUGAGGAUUAAUUAGGUCCAGCUUGGUAGAUAAUAAUAUACAUAUACAUAAAUAAUAUGUAUCAGUAUUAAAUUUUAUAAAAAAAAUUAAAAUUU